This is a messenger RNA of Paramecium octaurelia, 286 nucleotides long. Lineage: Eukaryota; Ciliophora; Oligohymenophorea; Peniculida; Parameciidae. The record is from the annotation of a GenBank genome assembly.
CUGAAGUCUUUAUGGUAUAAUCGUAAAAAAGAGGAGUGACAGGGAGAAAAAGGAAUCAUAAAUUGAAAAGAUUGAAAGCUUUUUCAGAAAAGAGCUCUUCGACCAAGAGAAAAUCGAUCGCGAUGAAAUUUAAUUAAGAAUUUAUAUAACAAACUCUCUUUUAUAAUGACAUAUCAGACUCUGCGGAAACGAUAAAUGGACUCCCUUCUUAUUUGAACUUCUUGUAUGAAGGAUCAAAAAUAUCAGAGUUUUUCACAGAUAAUAAACCAAUAGGGCGGUACUGAAU